Theobroma cacao (cacao) is the source of this 402-nucleotide messenger RNA. Its product is annotated as putative calcium-binding protein CML19. The record is from RefSeq and is a predicted model, not a curated record. Gene Ontology annotation, molecular function: calcium ion binding. Lineage: Eukaryota; Viridiplantae; Streptophyta; Magnoliopsida; Malvales; Malvaceae.
AUGAGCAAACACCCUAAAUAUGAAAGGGUGUUUAAUCACUUUGAUGAGAAUGGAGAUGGGAAGAUAUCCCCGGCAGAGCUUCAACAGUGCGUGAAGGCAAUAGGAGGAGAGCUGUCACUUAAAGAAGCGGGGGUGGUGGUGGAGGCCUUGGAUUCGGACGAAGAUGGAUUGUUGGGGUUGGAGGAUUUCGUUAGGCUUAUGGAAGAAGUUGGAGAGGAAGAGACUUUCAAGAUGUAUGAGAUGGAUAGGUGUGGGUGUAUCACACCGAAGAGCUUGAAGAGGAUGCUUAGUAGAUUAAGAGAGUCCAGGACUAUUGAGGAAUGUGAAUUGAUGAUUGCUCAGUUUGAUCUCAAUGGUGAUGGAGUCCUCAAUUUUGAUGAAUUUAGAGUCAUGAUGUUGUGA